AUAUGUUCAUGACACAAAUAUUUUGUAUUGAGCGGGAAUCGAACAUGCAACCUCUGUUAUAGCGUACCGAACUACCGGUACGCCACUACUCCAUAGGAGCAUUGUUUUCUCGGUACGUAACGUUUGCGAUGGGCCUAACCUUAUUGCUGAAUUAUCAAUAUUUUCCCUUUAAAUUUGGGGGCUCGCAGUAUGAGCUUCAUUCUGUAUUUCGAAGUGCUUCAGAAGGAGGAACUAGCUCCAGUGACGUCACAUCUUGAGUAAAUUGUGAGUGUUCAAUAUGUCUGACUCAGAGUUUGAAUCCACAUUCGGUGGGAGUUCCACCUCCAUCAUCGCUAACCCUCGUAAACAUACGAAGAAGAGGAAGACUGCGCCAACUUCAUCAAGAUCAGACUCUGAGUGUGAAACUGUGCAGCCAGCAGCGCUGAAAAAGAAACCUGUAGCUUCUAGACCUCGAGCUCCAACGAAGAGUUCUACGGAUCUGUUCGGGCUACUAUCCGACGAAGACGAAAGUGUCGCCAUCGAAAACUCUCAACGACUAAAAGUCGGUCGUCAGCAGCUGGACAGCAGCCUGACCUCGAAGGUGGCCAACGGUGUCGUGCGGCGAACGGUUCCGCUCGAGGGCGCUUAUUACGUGGAGGUGCGUGUUUACAACACCAGGGACGCGCUCAAGACGCCGCCCGCGGAUCGCUACAAGAAGACGCUGCACACGCUGAAGGUUCAGCUUAACACCGAAACAUCGCAGUGGCGGGAUCUUCAAAAAUUUAUGAAGACCACGAAGAAAUUGUUUGAAGACCGCGAGCCAAUAUUUUAUAAUAAUAAAAUAAACUUUAAAUCUUAGUUUUAAGUUAGUUAGUUCUAUUCUGAGAAUGAUUUAAAAUAAAUAGCAUCUAAUAUAUUUUUUGUUGCAUUUUCCUAUAGGCUUUUAAGUUUAGUCAUAUAUGAACAUCAAGAGUUAGACUCUCGUUAAUUUUCUGUUAAAUCUUAAACCUAAAUCUUCUUUUAGAAUUUAUAAGCCAUAGUUUGUUGUAUAAUUCAUAAAUUGUGUAAUUCCCGUUAACUGUACUACGUUAUUGUUUACUAGUAAAAUACCUAAAGACGUUAUUUCAGCUUAAAGUGUAUUGAUAACAUGCCUUUUUGUACUGCUUGUGGUACCCGCGUGGAAAAUACGCAUUGGAUAGGUCACUUGAGGAGUAAUGCGCACAAAAACAAAUGUGCGGUUCCGGUAGAAGACGGAGUACUUAAGGUAACCUCUGCAUUUAAAGGUCGUAUUGCAUCAUUUAGAAUUCCAGCAAAUGUGGAACACGAGUCAACUUUACCGGAUAUAUUUUUAAACAGUAAACGUGGAAAAUUAUGUAGUCUUAUCGAAAAGUCGUUAAAAAAAUACGUAAGUUUAAAGAUAAAUAUUGAGUAUUUUGCUAAUUUCAUUUUACUAAAAAAUGAUUCCCAAGACGUUAAAUCUUUUGCCACUAAGAAUAUAACAAUACAUCGUAACUUUAACUGGAACCAAAUAUUUGACUCUGUUGUUAAUAACUUGUGUAAAAAAGUUGAAGAAUUUCAGGACCGUGACAGUGGGUGGGCCUUUCUAAAUAACAUUUAUGUAGAGAUUAAUAUCAAUAAAUUCGAUCCUUUAAGUGGUUCAGGUUCUAGUUAUAUGGAUUUGCCAUUAUAUUUAAAAAAGAAAAAAGCAUGCAUCAAUAUCCAAAACAAAGAUAGCUUUUGUUUUUUAUGGAGCGUUGUCGCAGCCCUGUAUCCUGCAAAACGCAACGGAGAUCGUCCA
This is a messenger RNA of Ostrinia nubilalis (European corn borer), 1777 nucleotides long. RefSeq lists its product as uncharacterized. The transcript is spliced from 4 exons. The record is from RefSeq and is a predicted model, not a curated record. Bases 278 to 838 code for a protein of 186 amino acids. NCBI's taxonomy places the organism in Eukaryota, Metazoa, Arthropoda, Insecta, Lepidoptera, Crambidae.